Drosophila persimilis is the source of this 11438-nucleotide messenger RNA. It is a transcript of the gene Vps13B, whose product is annotated as vacuolar protein sorting-associated protein 13B. The coding region runs from base 102 to 11297 and encodes 3731 amino acids. The transcript is spliced from 13 exons. NCBI's taxonomy places the organism in Eukaryota, Metazoa, Arthropoda, Insecta, Diptera, Drosophilidae. The record is from RefSeq and is a predicted model, not a curated record.
CAUGUGCUUCAAAUACCUUUAAACGCGACGGCAGCCCGACGUCUGGAGUGAAUCUUCAGCGCGUGAGAAUCGACGUGGAAAACUGAAGGACGGGAACAACCAUGUUCAAGCUAGAGUCCUACAUCACCCCGAUUCUGCUAAGCUACGUGGCCAAGUAUGUGAAGAAUUUCCGUGACGAAGAUGCCCAGGUGUCACUGUGGGAGGGUGAGGUGACGUUUCAGAACCUCGACCUGCGCCUGGAGGUGCUGGAGGAGGAGCUCAAUCUACCCGUGGAGCUCGUUUCGGGGCACAUCCACGAGCUGAGCAUCCAGGUGCCAUGGACAAAGCUCAUGUCGGAGCCGGUGAAAAUUAUCAUAAACACAAUUGAGUUUGUGGCCAAGCUGCCGGACAAUGAGAGCAGGCAGCGUCGUGCCUCGUACCAAAAGGAGCAGCGCCGGAAGGCGAAAAAAGCCGCAGUGGAGGCUGAACAGCAGGGUGCUGCCCCCGCCAGUAGCUCAGUCGUGGUCAAAAAGAUAAUCAACAACAUCACCUUGCAGUGCCACAACAUCAUUCUGAAGUACGUCGAAGACGACAUUGUCGUGUCCAUGAAUGUCCAGUGCAUGAACUUUAGCCCCGCCGGCGAGAACUGGAAGCCCACAAUGGUGGACGUGCACCCUGUGUCGGUUUCCAUGCGCAAACUACUGCAGAUAUCCGAUCUUACCAUCUGCCUCGAUAAGCGGAACACGGCCGGAAGGAUUGAGGUGUGCCAGGAGCCGGUCCUCUAUCGCUGCACCCUGGAAUGUCGCGUCCUGCGCAAGUACAAUGCCACCACAGUCAGCACCUCGAGCACGACCAGAAUCGGGGUCUUCACCAAAGCGUUGGACAUUAACGUGUCCUCGCUGCAAUUCCCGAUGGUCAUGAGGUUGGUCAAAAUGCUGCUCGAACUCAAGCCUGCGGAGAUGGAGGAGGAAGCUCUCAACCCAGACGAUCCAGAGGAAACAGCGGAGGGCAACGAAGUUCCGGUGGGGGGUACACAGCCCGAGGGUCAGAGUUAUCUGUGGUGGGCCUGGAACCUUUUGCCCAGCUUCGAGUCGCAGGUCCCCGACCCCGACCCAGAGGAGACCAUUGGCCAUGCCUUCGAUAUAGGCAUAUAUGCUGAGGAGCUGAACUUUCAGCUGAAGAAUUCGGAGUUCUUCACCGAUCAGGCCAUGGGAGGGAUAAAGCGGAUCCGCUAUACACCCAUCCUGCGCAUCAGCUUGGGCGGCAUCUACUACGAGAGAUCGCAGUUGAAGGAGAACGACUGGACGAACGUCAAGGCGGGGCUCUCGAGCCUUUGCAUGGAGCCCUUGGGGGCAUACAGGAGCGAGGAUCCAGUCGAUCGGGUGUUGGUCAAUACCCAGGAGUCUUUAAAGGGGCGCACAUUCAUCGACAAGAGCCUGUUCGACGAGCACUUUAUGUUCUCGGAUCGCACCUGGUGCCGCCACAACUACGAGGACUACGUGGCCAGGAACACAGAUGAGUAUAUGCUCUUCCGCAGCCCCGUGCUGUCGUUCGAUAUUGUCGAGUACCGGGCCCCAAAGCCGAACAGCCAUCCCCUGGCCGAGAGCCAGCUGAAGGACCUGGGACUGCGCGUUCAGUAUCGUCUACUAUCCGCUGGGAUUACUUUCCACUUCUCACAGUCAUUUCUCCAGGUUAAGAAUGUAAUUAGCGAUUUAUUGCGUCCUUACGAUUACUCGGGAUAUCAUUCAGAGUCGGUCAGGGAGGAGCCCCAGCACGAGGAGCACUUUAACACAGACAUGACCUUGGCGGACUUGGAGUACCUCAUUGGAUUCGCUCCCACCUGCAACUACAAGAUCGAGCUGCGGAACAUGACCAUUCAGCUGUAUCCGCGCCAGCAGCCAGAAGAGUCCUCGGCAGCCAAUCAGCAUCAGCUGUCGACCACGGUCAAGCAAUCCCUGCUGCCAUAUCUCCAGCUAAGACUACCCCUAGUCGAGGGCACGCUGUGCAAGCCAGUGAACGCACACCGUCUGGUCCAGUUGAUCACCCAGCUGCAGGACAAGCCGCGAGAGCUCCUCAAUUCGUGCUACAAUUGCUACAGAUUCAGUGUGAAGAAUAUCACGCUGAUGAUCCUGAAUACCACGCCCGAGAACGGCCGCGCCAAGCUGCUGAACAUUCCCCGGAUGCAGUUGAACGUUAAUCGCCUCCUGCUCCCCCAUCUCUGGCGACCAAACGAUGCUGCGCUGGAAACGGCGGAGAUUCAGUCGGAGAUCCUGACUAUAGAGUUCUCGAAGCGCGAGCUGAUCCUCGCCAAGCGCAUCAUUCCGCUGAUAGCGAGCUUCAACGGCACAGAGCUCUGUGCUGUGUCCCAUUUUGUGGCGCAAUCCACUGCCAGUUCGGAUGUGAUCAAGCUGCAAACGCUGGCCACAAAACUGCGACUGAAUUUCCACAAGUAUCACACGCAUCUAUCGGCAAAUGCGUCGCUGCGAAGCCUCAACACAGAUGCCUACCACACGAAGAUGAACAUGCGCAACGUGGUGCUGUCCACCACCAAGAACCUGAACAACAAGUGGCUAGAGGUGCAGCUGCAGCUGCCACUGCCACUGCAGGAGACAGCCUUGCAGCAACAGGAGCAGAUGCCCGGGACGGUUAUGUGUCUGUGGGUGGAGCAUUGUCGCUUUACCAUAGAUAUAUAUCUCCUGCAGUUUCUCAAGUUCCCAGAGCACACAACGAAAAGGAAAUCAACGGAAAAUGAGAUCGAAAUGGAUGUGGAUGCUGCCGCAAGCCAGUCCGAGCAUCAUUUUCCUCAAUCGGUGUCAAACUAUUCCACGAUAUCUGCCACAGCGUUGCCCCUUCAACCGCGUCGAAUCAGCCGCAACAAUAGCCGCAAGAUCUCCGUCCCUGAGGAGACAGUGCAUCUCAGCUCCGAGCGGGAUGAGAGGCACACACAGAUGGAACCAGUAACCGGUUUAUUGAUGGACAGCAAGCCGCGGAAGAAUGCUCUAGAUCUUGGUCAGCUGGCGAAGCGUCUCGGCUCCAUGGUAGUGCUCGCAGAGAUUGCCCAGAUCCGGGUAGACGUGUGCGAGCUCAUGGUGCGCAGGAGGCCCGCAGAGUCGGAUGUGGAAUACACGUCCAUACGGCUGCCCCGCAUGAAAAUCAAGUCCAGCAACUGCGAUUUCGUUUCCCGUGGGAAUAUCAGGAGUGUCAUUUUGGUGGAUGCCGAAGCAGAUCUGGUCAACUGGGUCACGGAUCUGAACGACUUGAAUGUCUGCUACUGCAGGGGAGACAUAUCAGAAGAGGUUUUGGCACCAGUCAGGACUACCAUCACUCUGGCCAUGUCCUAUAAGCCAAUCGAGGAGAAGCUUCCGGGAUCCCUUCAUUCGAAGAAGACGGCCGCGGUGGAUCAGAAGCAGGACCAGACCUCCGAUAAACCUGUAGAACAGCGAGGCUUUGGUACUUACUCAAUAAAUGUGCACGUGGACAUGUCGCCCAUUAAUGUUUUUGCUCGAAGGGUGAAACUUCUACACGAGCAUUUUCAAAUCGUUUCCGAGAUUCACAGAUCUCUCAGUCCUGAAGAGGAUGGCAAUGUCAAAUGGAGCUCGGGUCCCCGACUGGAGGUUUAUACGGGCAGCUCCCAAACCUAUCCCGUGAUAAAGGAGUUUCUGGAAUUGGAUCCCAACUUUGAGCCCCCUCAAGCGAAAAAUGUUCCCAAUUUAGAUGUCUCGCUGAUAUUCUUCUGCCAGUGGACCAUACCACGGAUCAGCUUCGAAAUGGAGAGCCCCACCGAUCGCAAACAGAACAAGGUUGUCGUGACUUUCGAAGAUCUACUACUGAACGUGGACAAGCAUUCGGACUUUACGAAGGUCACCACCAAAGUGGAGAACCUGGGACUCAACUACUACGAGGCCAAGCCGCACGGGGAGUGGCUCCAGAAGGAUGGCUUCUACGUCAAAAUGCUGGGCGACAGCGGCAAUUUGCCGCUGAUUAGUGUGGUGGUUACCACCGUCAGCCUGCAGGAUCUGUACUCGAAGAUUGGAGCCAGAAAUCCCCGCAAUAGGCAGCACACAAUCUCUGAGCUGCUGAUCGAACUGCAGCCCAUUGAAAUGGUCCUCGACCUGGAUCAAAUCACAGACUUUGUGAUUCCCCUGUGCGGAGUGAUAGAAAUAAUGAGGGGCAAUCAUCAGGCACCAGCUAUUGAGAGCCGCUUAACCACCGUUCAGGACUUGCCCAUGGUGCAUCUGAACAGCAAAGGAAUCUAUAUCUACCUGCCAUUGGCCACGGGCAGAAAGUGCUGCAGUGUCUUGUUGCUAAGGAUUGAGACUGUGCAGCUAACGCCUAGCCUGGAGAAUCCUUUAGUGCGGCAACUGGUUCGCCAGGACAUCUACCAGAAGGCCGCCGAACUGAACAUGCUGAGCACCCCCGGAGCCCUGGUCGAGGAUCGUCAGUACGAGCUGAGCGUCAGAAAUGUAUCCCUGUCCACUGGGAACUGGCUGCAGACCCAAAAGUAUCACAUGGAAAAGAGUCUGGCCAGUGAGCACAACAAUCCGGCCUUCGAGUGGAACAACCAGACACGUCCCACUGAGCUGGACCACAUGGAUAUAUUCAGGGACUUCGACUUCAUCAUGGUCUAUGCCCCGGCCAUUAUCUACGAUCGGUUUUUCGUCUGCGGCCAGAGUGUGGAGUACAACUGUGUGACGGACUUUGUGGCCACUCUGACCACACACCAAAUCAAUCUGAUAUCCUGCAUCCUAGUGCGCUUCCAGCGUUUGUACAGUGUCCUCGAUCAGAUGUAUGCCAAAGAGUCGCCUUCGCUGACGGAGCUGUCAUCACAGUCAACGCACAGCAUCACGUGCACCCCCGUGGACAUUUCGGCCAAGAGCAGUCGGCUAAGACACUCUGGCCAUUCGGGCCGGUCCAGCGCCAAGCGAAGUCGUUCCAGUUUCGUGGAUGCCAGGAGCAGCAGCGAAGUCUUUGUGGGCUCCUGCCAAAGUGAUUCCGGAAUACACGUGGGAGGGGGUCGUGUAAAGGGAACUCAGAAAUCGCAGGAGGAGCUGCAACCGAGUGGCGUACGCUACCCGCAAAGUGUCUCCUUUGUGGCUGGGAUAUUUGUGCUAAAGAUCUACGAAGUCCUGGAGCUGGAGGAACUGGAGCAGCCAGUGAUGAAGCCGCUCAUUCUGUUGACAGUCUCGCAGCCCAGCUAUAUGUGCACCCAAAGUCUGAAGGCAACCAUCACGCAGGCAUCCAUUUUCAAUCUAAACGUAACUGUGGCCACUCCUGGUACGGACCCUUCGGUGGACCCCUUCAAUGAGUCUGUGUUUGACACCCUGCCAGGUACUCUCAGCAGUUCGGGGAUUCCCCCACCGCUGCUCACUGUGCGGUCCCAGUGCGAUCGCAUCCAUCAAACCGAAGUGGAUGUGGAGGUGCGCAAGCCCAUAGUGCUGCGCCUGUGCGAGACGAGCAUCCAGCAACUGGUCAACAAUGUCAUCCGCAUUUACAACGUGCUCCUCGAGACUCCCUGCUUCGCGGUGCGCAGCGAGCGGCCUGUGGUCCAGGGCACACAGUUGCGGCAGAUGAAGAACCACUGCUACAAUGCGGACCGAUUGAAUCUGUCCUUUGAUCAGGUCACCAUCACGCUCUGCGACGAGGAACGGUCCUACAAAUGCAGCUCCGUUUGGCUGGACUUUAGCACCAGCAUCAAGUUCAAUCCGCGUCCCCAGAAGGCCGUCAUUAGAUCGACGAUGGGCUCCUUCUACAUCCAGGCUGGCGAGAAGAUCUUCCUGCAUCCCCUGUUGAUGCGUUUGUCCGUGGAUCUGGUCAGCGAGCCAUGGUGUGACGAUCUCUUGAUCAACGCCACUCUCAAGCUACACUUUCUGCACGUCGAUGCGAGUGUUUGGAGUAUUCUGCAACUGCAAAAGGCACAUGAAGGUCUCGGCCGGAUCCUUGAGUAUGCCCAUCAGGAGUGGCAGGGCUUUCUGGAACAUCGUCCGGCAAUGGGCACUCCAGCAGAGAUUGCACCCGGAGCGCUGAUCAAGUGCAAUCCAUCGAUCGACUCGAUCGGGCGCUGCAAACGCUCGCUGAAAACUAAAGCAGAAUUCUAUCAGGACGACCUCAGGGCGGGCGCCUUCCAAUUUGUCUACUUGAACUCCGAGUCCGUGCUGCCUAUGCCCUACCAGGUGCAGAUCAUCAAGAAGAACUACGGGAUUAUCUGCUGGCGCUAUCCACAGCCACGCCAGAUGACCAGCAUCCACAUCUAUCCGAUUCCCAUGCCAGUCUCAAACCCCAUACACAUCAAGUGCAGCAUGGAGUACUUCAGUGAAACGCACGAGACUUUUCUGCACUACUGCGACUUCCAGCUGUCGGAGACGGCCACCAAGCAGCUAUCCCCACAAGAUCGUCAGAUCUGUGCGAACAUCUGGAGAGUGGUCAUUCUGCAGUCGCUGAUUUCUGUCGAUGGCACCUGCUUUGAAGGAGAUGAGGAUGAAGAUUUCCAUUCUAUCGACAGCAGUCGCAUUGAGCAGGCCUUUAAGACCGAUGCAGACAACGAUUUCAUAUUGCAUCCAAAGGUUCUUGUGGGCUGCAUGCGCAUCGAUACCAUCUUCAGGGCAGAGACAGUGCCCAGGCUGCAGCUGCUGCUCUGUUGCCAGGACAUGGAAGUAAACCUUCUGAAUCAGCCGGAUGGCAAGGGGGAACUGCCUUCGCUUUUGAAAGAAUACUCCCCCAAGCGGUCAAUAGACUCCCCACAGACCUUUCUCACAGUGCACGUGGGAGAUCUGCAGGUACACUCGGCUGUCUAUGCCAGGAAUGACUUCAGUCUGGAGACGGACUUCCGCGCGCGCGUGAAGUGCUUGGACUAUGGCUUCCUCAACAUGCUGGACAUCGUGGAGCCUAUGAAAUUCUCCAGCUACGCGAUGUUCACCCACUCUCCGCGCUCGCUGAAAGCGAACUUUCUGCUGGACAAGCUCCGCUUCAACUGCGGUCCCUACAUGAUCCACACUCUGCUCAGCUCCAAGCAUCACUGGCUGGAAGUGCUGCGCCAGAGCGAGAUCCGUCACACUUUAAUGCCCAAGUGCGUGGUGGUCAACCGCAUGCAGGCGGGCCUAAGCUUCGGGCAGACGGGCACGAACGAGCAAAUAUCCCUGGCACCCCAUGAGCUGCAGCUCUACCAGUUCCGCAGCUUUUCGCAAGGGCAAGAGCUCACGUUCUUCAUUCGGAAUCCAGAGACCAAGCAGAUGGAGGCCAGCAGCUCGGUGCCCAUAGCCCUGAAAUUCGAGGAGGAGCAGAGAGUGCGUCAUCUGCGGGUGGGAAAGUGUUGCAUCACAAUCAAGGUGGGAAAACUGUCCGCCACGCAGAUCUAUAUACUGGUGAAGGGCCAGAUUGAGCUGAUCAGCAUGGUGCCCUUUGAAUUGAUCACCGAAUUCCGCCAAGAGGGAAAACGCUACGACGAGAAUACGAGACCACACGAGCACCUGCUUUUGGCCAGGGGAAGGGCAUCCUUCUAUCAUACGGUGGUGCGUAAUGGAGACAUUAACUUGCGUCUUAAGUUAGCGGCUGGUCUCGGCAAAGGACGCACUGGAGAUAUUCCUUUAAAAACUAACAAUAAUCUGCCUUGGCUGGUCAAGGUGCCCAUGCAAAACCCCGUCCAGCAGUUUGUCAGCGUGUGGGUGCGCAUCCUGCGCGAGGAUGUGGUUUUGGACUCAGCCGAACCGGACUUUCAUCCGCAAAAGAUAUUGAUUUGCAUUUGGCCCAUCUUCGAGAUAUGCAACAUGCUGAUCGACGAUCUUCAGGCCACAGAAAGUACGAGUGGGCAGAGCUCCAAGAUCACAGCCCAUGGCGGAAGGAUGUCUCUGCAGACGGCUACCACGCACAGCACAGAGCAUCGCGUUGGCUUUCAGUUUCCGGCUCCCUUGUGCAGCACCUCCCAGGAGGAUUAUACACUCAUGCUCAAGACCAUGGACUGGCACAAGUUCUUUUACUUCGAUCCCGCUCAGUGGACGAUUGAGAACUCGCUGCACAAGCUGGGGAAGACGGUGAAGCCCAAGUGGCCGCUGAGCGACGAUGAGGAAUCGCGCGUGCUUCGCCGUGUGUCACUGACCAACGCAUUCGAUGUGGAAUACCGCUUAAAGGCCACGCGGGACUUUUCCUGCACUUUGGGAUUGGAGGUUUCUGCCUGGGGAACGCUCAUCAAUGCCACCGGUCUGGACCUGAGCAUCUGCCAGACCAGGGACCGCGAGCGCCAUCAACUGAACGCCAACUGUCUGGAAAUGGUGCCCAAAUUGUGCGGUCUGUUCACAAUUGAUGUGCCUUUUGGCUGCAAUUGGAUCGCCUCGACGCCCAUUUACCUGGAGGAACAGACCAAGACAGUGGAGAACAGCCCCAAGCGGAGCAUGAUGCUCCGCUGUAAUUCCUUUGUGGACAUCGUGGUGGUGCGAAACGAGGAGGUGCUGCGAAUGAUGCUGGAGUAUAGGCUGGAGGAUGGGCGCCGUGUAUUUAAGCUGCGCUCCAAAUUCGUAAUCACCAAUUUCACAGAUGUCUCUCUGAAUGCCCUGCCCUUGACCAUGGAUCACAAGGAGACCUCCACAAGGGAGGAAGUGAAUGCGUUCAGCAUGGCCAACAAGAGUCGCAGUCUCGUAUCUGUGGAUGGGGCAAAGAAUUGCGUUGGAGUGACGAUGGACGUUUUCUACGAUCUUAAUGCCCAUGCGGCUAAUCAUACCUGUGAUACGGCUUUCGUCUACUUUCUGUGCUUCAGUGUGGCUGGUAGUCGCGACAUAUCUAUACCCAUUCCCCUGGCCAUACCCUUCACGAGACGCUGCUUCAGCCUGCAGUCUGGACGGGAAUCGGUGCCAUUCAUGAUCACUCUCAUUGAGAAGGACAAUGUCCAUUAUCUGAAUAUAUUCCGCGAUACGGCCCCGGCACUGAUCAUCAGCAACAGCACGAAUGUGAAGUUCAUUGUGGCCCAGACGAGUGCCUCCGGCAACAGCAAUGUGACUUGCACAAACUCCGAGUUCGUUGGGAGGCAUUUUGAAUGGAAUCAGUUGGUCUCGCCGAACAGUAAAUGUUACUACACCCCGCCGCAGAUGUACGCCAACUUUCCCGAUGUGGAGUUUACCAUGUGUAAUCUGUCGUUAGCUGUAUAUAAUGAAAAGUCCUGUGGCAAGAAGAAACUCGGCUGGUCAAAGCCCAUAAGGACCGACAAGUCGUGGAAGAAGUUCUUGCAUGUGCCGAAUCAUGGCGAAGUGAAGGUGGUCGUCUGUGAUAAGCAUCGCGUCAUACGCGUCAACAUCUACUACAUAACCCAGCAGCUGGAGUUUUCUGUGAAGGAUCUACGCUCACGGUUGACAAAACCAGAGAAUCGUUUGCUGCCCUCAGAGCAGGAUUCGGAAAGACAGUUGGACGAGAUCGAGACUGUUACUGCUACGGCGUCAGCUACGGCUACUGAUGCCAGCGAUCCAUUGCCGGACAUUGUGGGCUGUGCCCAUUUUAGCGAGGAAUGCGAGUCCCCGCCACAGAUCAAGAUACGAAUAUUCGUGAAGCGCUUUGUGUUCAGCCUCCAGACGGACAGUCGGGAGAAGGACUACUUAAAGACGGAGGUGUGUAAUGUCUAUGCAGACGACUCCAUGCUGGCCUACGACGACGACGAAGAUCAGCGAGUGCUGCGCUUGCAGUGGCCGAAUCUGCAGGUGGAUAAUCAGUUGUACUCCAGCGGGAAAUACGAUUUCCCUGUUCUGCUCUGUGCUGAGCAAUUGUACGAGCGUCACAAUGGCCUGCCGCCGGUAUACGACCUGGAUGAUAUGUACAAGCAGCAGGCCCAGAGUGGCCCAGUCUCCCUGCUUACGUUUUACUUGUACCAGGACGAAUGGCAGCUGCAGUCUGUGCGGUGUCAUGUACAGCCGUUUCGUGUCUACAUUGAGGAUGCCUAUCUGAAUCAGUUGCUGGAGACACUGGUGGAAUGUGAGCCAUCCCAUUGUGUGCACACGCCCCGCGAGGAGCAAGACAGGAGCUUGCUGCCCGAUGGGCAAAUCCUCUUGCCCGACCACGUCGUAGCGCAGUCAUUGUAUAUAGCCGAGCCGUUUCGCCUGAACAGCUUCACCGUGGAGCCCCUCAGCCUGCUCCUUUCUGUCCACACAUCCUCCAGACUUUACAUAGCCCUGGACCACUCUCCACUCUCCUUCUCCCGCUACGAGCGCCAGCAGAUCCUUACAGUUCCCCUACGCUUCGGACAGUCCUUGGGGCUGCACUAUCUCAGUGGAGCUAUUUUCGGAGCCGGCUGGGUGGUGGGUUCCCUCGAGAUUCUGGGAAGCCCCAGCGGGCUAGCUCGCUCCUUCAGCACCGGUCUCCGAGACUUCAUCUCGAUGCCUGUGCAGGGGCUGUUUCGAGGGCCCUGGGGCUUUAUGGUGGGCGUGACACAGGGUUCUGCCUCUCUGCUGCGUAACGUAACGGCGGGCACGGUCAAUUCGGUUACUAAGCUGGCCGGUUCAGUGGCACGGAAUCUGGACAGGCUCACUCUGGACGCAGAACACAUCGAACUGACGGAAGCCCGACGACGAGCCCGACCCCAGGGCUUUGCCGAUGGCCUCACGCAAGGCCUGACUGGCCUGGGCAUCAGUCUGCUGGGCGCCGUGGGAGGACUUGCACAUCACACCCUCGAAGCCCGGAGCUCUGUGGGUGUCAUUGCGGGUCUUACCAAGGGCAUUGUGGGAGCCUUCACGAAACCCAUCAGUGGAGCUGCCGAAAUGCUGGCCCUCACUGGGCAAGGCGUUCUCCACACGGUGGGCUUCAACGCCAUGCCGCAACAGGUGGAGCCCAGCGUUUCUCGGAACAUGGCACUGCACCCCGGCUCGUAUCGCAUCUGGAGCAAUCUUCCAGAAGAGCUGCGCCGCGCUCAGAUAUUGUUCUUCUGCGAGAUCACGCUGCUCGCCAGGGAUCAGCUGCGCCCGGCUCUGCUCUUCCUGACCACUUCGGUGCUGGCAAUCAUGGAGUCGGACAACGAUAAUCUGACCUUUGCCUCUGCAGUGAGCAAGGUGGCUGUUGCAGAGGAUCGCGACGAUCCCACAAAGUUUUACUUGAGCCUCAAGCCAGAGCAGAUGGAGGACUUUGAAGGGCAAAUAAACUACACCAAUGAGCGGAUCAUGAAGUUCUUGAAUACCUCUCGACUGCACACGAUAGCCAACGACUCGCUGAGCGAUAUUUUCCAGCUAAAUGAACACGAGAUGGACUACCACUUGAAACGCCAAACGCAGUGUAUAUUCUACAUCCAACCCAACUACGGCAGGCAUCUGAUCCACUACUUGAAGGUAGUCGGUCGGAUGCAGGCCUCACAGUAGCCAAGUAUAUUUAGGAGGGAGGAAGUCUCGUGACUAACUCCAGUUAUGUUUUAAUUGAUGUGUACGAUAUUUUAUGCCAAAAACAAAAGACAAUUUUUGUUACCUUUUUGAAAUAAAAAUAGGAAAACCAAGCAGUGUAAU